AUGGAUAUCCAUAGAGCCAGAUUUGUGGAGUAUUCUCCGCAUAAUAUUACCUCCAUGGCUUUUAGCCAUAGUUCAAAUAGUAGUUUACCGACUCCUUUGAAUUUAAGGCUCGCUGUAGGUCGUAGUAACGGAGACAUUGAAAUUUGGAAUCCUAGGUACGGGUGGACGCAUGAAAUAACAUUGUAUGGAGCCCGUGGGCGCUCUAUUGAAGGGUUGUGCUGGUCUACUUCAGAUGUAGAGACUACUACUGCUAAUGACUCAUAUUCUGAAUCACCUAGGCUAUUUUCCAUCGGAGGCUCGACCGCUAUAACUGAAUGGGAUUUAGAGACCCAAAAGCCCAAGGCAAACUACGAUUGCAAUGCAGGUGUUAUUUGGUCUAUUGAUAGCAGCAAAUCUGGUAAGUUUUUGGCUGUUGGAUGUGACGAUGGUUCUGUUGUGAUCAUAGAUAUUUCAGGUGGACCCGGAUCGCUUGAGCAUCUGUUGAUAUGCCAAAGACAAGAGCUGAGGGUUUUGAGUGUUUGCUGGUACAACGAUGAGUUUGUGGUCGGUGGAUGUGCCGACGCAAGAUUGAGAUGCUGGACCGUUGCAGGUGAAGGUAGAGGAAGAUUAAUUGGAACCAUGAGAGUGGAUAAGUCCAAAACUGAAAGUACAUUGGUGUGGUCUGUUCAAGUGUUACCUAAACUUAAUCAAAUUGUGAGUGGUGACUCCACCGGAUCGGUAAAGUUUUGGGACUUCAAGCAUUUCACAUUGCUCCAAUCCUUCAAGGUACAUGAUGCAGAUGUCUUGUGCACGGUACAUGAUUCACAAGAGACUAGACUAUUCUCCGCCGGUGUUGACAGAAAGAUUCACCAAUUCCAAAUGAUAACAUCCACCUCAAACAAAAUCUCCAAAUGGGUCCACAGUAAUAGUAGAUUGCUUCACUCCAAUGACGUUAGAACCAUGUCAGUAUUUGAGCUGAAGGGAAGUAAUUUUUUGGUCAGUGGAGGAGUGGAAAAGUCCAUUGUCUUGCUGUCCAUUGCAAACUUCCACGAUGGAAAAUAUAGAAAGCUUGCCAUUACCCAACAAACACCAAACAUCACUAUCAACGGAACCGUAGGCUUGGUAGUUAUGUGGCAAGAUCAAACUGUCAAAAUAUGGAAGACUUUCGCAAAUGACGAUGAAUCAUAUCAAUCACCAUAUAAGCUUGUUGCCAAGUUAAGCUUAAGCAAUGAGGAAAAUGUGACCAGUGUACUGGUCAAUAAGCAAGGACUGAUCUUGGCAGUAUCUACCAUAACUUCGGUUAAGUUAUUCAAGAUUCUGUACAAUGAAAGCAGCAAGAAGUUGACCGUUAACAAGAUCAGAGACUCCAAUUUCGAUCUGCUAAUCGAAGGAAGUAAAAAGGUAGUUUUGUACGAUGAUAACCAACUCUUAAUAUUGACUACAGAGAAUGAAAUUUACAGGUUCCAAGUCAAUGAAGACACCGUUGAAUUGGUAAACGAAAUUGAAACUGUGGGCACCCAAAUUGCAUCAACUCCAAGACUGUUGCCAUACAAAGUCAACAUCAGCAAUGUAAUAAUUUGUAACGAUUAUAAGAAUGCCGUUAUUUCUAGAUUUAACGGUUCGAUUGAAGUUUUGUCCUUAGACGAAACCUUUGAGCCCUUUGUCUUAACAAAGUUAUCUACACCCCCCAGCAAUAUGAUCUUCUCCACGUCAAACACUUUAGUCGUUAUAACGGAGGAGAAUAAAUUGUACGAAUUUAAUGUCAUCAAGUCCAAGAAGAACACUCCAGUCUCGUUGCUCACGCAAUGGUCCAAGAGAAAUUCGGAGUUCCUCCCAAAGCAAUUUUUGAAUUUGGAGGAUAAACCACAAGGCAUGUUUACCGACAACCAAAGUAAUAGAAUCUGGAUUUACGGAUCAAAUUGGUUAUCCUACUUUGACUUAUCUGAAAAUAUUCCAAUAAGCAAGGAGUACCAAAACACUUCUUCUAGUAAAAAGAGGGAUAGAGAUGGGUUGGUUGUACAAGACUCAGGGGAAGCUAAUGACUCGAAUGGGGAAGUGAACGGCAAUGGACAUUAUGACAUUCUCGAGAAUAACGUGGAAAUCCUUGAGCUUUCCUUGAAGCAAAGUGAGGUCAAUAGACUCAGAGAGCAGAUUCAGAAUGGUGAGGAAGGUUCUCAGAGUUCUUUGAAACCAUUCUGGAUGACUACUAAAUACAGGCCAAUCUUAUCUGCUGGUUCUUUCAACAACGGUAUCAUUGUAGUGGAAUUACCAUCAUUGGUAAGUGCUACACCAGCAUUCAACCUACCAAAGUUUAGAGUGUAA
Molecule: messenger RNA, 2301 nt
Organism: Dujonia railenensis
Lineage: Eukaryota; Fungi; Ascomycota; Pichiomycetes; Serinales; Debaryomycetaceae
Source: the annotation of a GenBank genome assembly